AUGCGAGCUAUCUGGAGCCGGACUCUCACUUUGGCAUGCUUGCCAACGACCCAAAAGCCCCUUCCCAUAUCAAACGAAUGCCAGAGGGUAAGACGCCCCGAUACCAGGAAGCCAAGACGCCCGAACGCCGAAUUACGAAAUCCUCAAGACCUCGAGGCCGGAUCUCUUCUGGUCGUUGUAACCUCUCUGCCGUUUCUUAUGAUAUCAUCCCAGCAUGCCUUUCUCCCUAUACCUAUCCCCGUAUUCCGUUUUGUCGUCCUUGACCUAGGAGCUCCCAAGUACGUCUCGACUCAUAGUAGGAAAGCGAUGUUCAACAUUGGAACCAAUCUAAGACAGAUGGUUGGCAGCUGGGCGGCGUGUGUUGCUAGCGAAUACGCUCUAGCUGCAUCGCUUGGUCGGCCCAUGUAG
Molecule: messenger RNA, 408 nt
Organism: Colletotrichum paranaense
Lineage: Eukaryota; Fungi; Ascomycota; Sordariomycetes; Glomerellales; Glomerellaceae
Exons: 1
Coding region: 1-408 (135 amino acids)
Source: RefSeq, a predicted model, not a curated record